AUGGGAUCGAUAGCUGAGCCACAAGGCAUUCCAUCUUUGACGGCCUUUGAGCGCAUUGGCCCCAAGGGCUGGGUCCGUUAUGUAUUCCCUUUCCAGCUUGCCGAUGAGUACGAUAUACCUCAAGUGACAGAUGUCAUUAGCCGUGGAUUCGAUGCUGUAAAACAACAGUUCCCAGAAGCCGCCUGCGAGGCUGUACCCGACUCUAGUUCCAAACAAAAGGGCGUUUUGAAGCUGCAGAGUCUUGAAGAGGAUGACAUCGAAAGCGUGGUAAUCAAAGACCUACGCCAUCCUCACGAUUUUCCGCUCACCUACCAAGAGCUGAAAGCAAAGUCGUUUCCUGUCUCUGCAUUUGAUGCUGAUAUUCUAUGCCGUGGACCUGUCUGGGCUACCCCUGGGGAUCGGAUACCGAUCUCUCUCAUACAAGCGAAUUUUAUUCGCGGUGGUUUAAUCCUCACCUGGAACAUAUUUCACAUGAUCGGUGAUGGGACUUCAUUUUACCUUUGGACGAAGGUCUUUUAUCUUUCACCUGAAGCAUUGAAAACGCUCAAGGCGGACGCUUCUCCAGAUAGCGCGACUGAACUAUCUGAUCAAAAAUGGAUUUCGACCAAUGAUGCAGUUUCUGCACUUCUCUGGCGCACUGUUAUGGCAGUCCAGUCUCCACUGGAGUCACUUGACGGUAAUCCGGUUUCGAACUUUGGUAUUUCGAUCAAUGCGCGUCAGCGAAUGACACCCAGGAUCCAUCCCCAUACUUCUGGCUGCUUUUUGGGAUGGGUAUCAGUGAAGGCCCCUAUCCGAGAGAUCAUCAGUAGUUUCAAUCUGGCUGAUCUGGCUAUUCUGGUCCGUAAAGCAGUAUUGCGUGCAGAUGACAAGUUUGGAGACGAUGUCGUGACUCUCGUCGAUAGUUUGGAUGAUGUCAACCGGCUUGUUCCAACCGCAUUUUUGGACGUCCCGGGAUUUAACUGUGUGCAGUCAUCUUGGGGUGGAUUUGAUCUCCAUUCUCUGGAAUGGGGCCAGGUGUUGGGUAAUAAGAUUGAUGCAGUUCGGUCCCCAAGUGUCGGCUUGAUUAAUGGGGCUCAAAUAAUUUUGCCGGUGUUGCCAGAUGGUGGAAUGGAAGUUUUGAUGGGAGUAGAGGAAACUUGUCUUGAAAGGCUGUUAAACGACCCUUUGCUGGGUAAGUAUGCAAUCGCAGUUUAA
Molecule: messenger RNA, 1194 nt
Organism: Penicillium brevicompactum
Lineage: Eukaryota; Fungi; Ascomycota; Eurotiomycetes; Eurotiales; Aspergillaceae
Exons: 2
Coding region: 1-1194 (397 amino acids)
Molecular function (GO): acyltransferase activity, transferring groups other than amino-acyl groups
Source: RefSeq, a predicted model, not a curated record